Molecule: messenger RNA, 1379 nt
Organism: Amyelois transitella
Lineage: Eukaryota; Metazoa; Arthropoda; Insecta; Lepidoptera; Pyralidae
Product: cysteine synthase A-like
Exons: 1
Coding region: 166-1146 (326 amino acids)
Cellular component (GO): cytoplasm
Source: RefSeq, a predicted model, not a curated record
AAUUUGUUAGUCAGUUUACUUAUCGAGAAAACACACGACACUCGUGCGGUGUGCACUCUCAACUAGUCGACCCUCACUAGCCAAUUAUUUAUACGAACGCCGAGGGCCACAAAGCGUCAGUGUGUUUUUUAUACGGCGUACAUACGCAGCAAUAAAAGAAGAAUCAUGGCACCAGUGGACGGAGUAGACAAUGAGAUUAAAUCAUCAGCCUUGGACCUCAUCGGCAAUACACCCAUUGUCGCUCUCGACCGCAUCUACCCAGGGCCCGGCCGCAUUCUUGCUAAAUGUGAGUUCAUGAAUCCUGGCGCCUCGAUCAAAUGUCGUUCAUCACUGCACAUGAUACGGAAGGCGAAGGAAUCCGGCGAGCUGAAGCCAGGACAACCAGUCAUUGAAGUAACGUCGGGUAAUCAGGGAUGCGGCCUUGCUGUUGUGUGUUCAGUACUGGGACAUCCACUCACAUUGACUAUGUCCAAGGGUAACAGUGUGCAGCGAGCUAUUCAUAUGGAAGCUCUAGGUGCAAAGUGCAUCAGAGUACCGCAAGUAGAAGGGACAUACGGAAACGUUACUCUGGCAGAUGUCCAGGCCGUUGAGGAAGUUGGUUUAAAGAUUGUCGAGGAAACUAAAGCAUUUUACGUGAACCAGUUUAACAAUGAAGGGAAUUCUGAGUCUCACUAUUUGACUACUGGCCCUGAGAUUUGGAAACAAACGGGACAACAUGUUGAUGUGUUCUUGGCAACCGUUGGAACAGCCGGUACGUUCGCUGGAACUUCGAAAUAUUUGAAAGAGAAAAAUCCCAAAUUGUUAUCAUUUGUAGUGGAGCCUGCUGGUUCUGAGCCAAUCAAAGGUGAACCAAUUACAAAGCCAUUGCAUCUGCUACAAGGUUCUGGGUAUGGAUGUGUUCCAAAUUUAUUUAAAUUUGACUUCAUUGAUGGGACUGUGAGCGUAACAGACGAAGAAGCAGUUAAAUAUAAACAACUUAUCGGUGAGAAGGAAGGACUUUACGUCGGAUACACGAGUGGUGCUAAUGUUGCUGCAGCAAUGAAACUCCUGGAGUCUGGUCGUGUGCCCAAGGAUUCUUGGAUAGUAACUACUUUAAACGAUACCGGAUUGAAGUAUACACCUGUACCAGAAGAAUUAACCCAUUAAUUUAAACUUUUGUUGUGUUUUUCAUAUAUUAAAUUAAUGAUAAGAAUAUUAUUAAGCCAAGCAGAUAAACGUGAUUUUUAAGUCUUGAUGGCUGUUGGUUCUGUCUACCCCGCAAGAUAUAAGAUAUAGACGUGUUUAUGUAUGUAUAAGAAUAUAUUUUUGUGCAAUGUACAAUAAUAAGUAUACACAAUAGUGCGACAACCAGAAGAUUAAUAAAUCAAAAUUUUGAAACA